CCGCCGUCCAAUGAAGCCCCCUUCGUGUUCGGGAGCGUGAGGGACAGCCUGCCCCGGUUCGACGAAGGCCCGUCAGCGGCUUCGAAGCUGGACGAUAUGAUGGGGAAGAUGAACCUGCGGGGUCCAGGUAAAUGCAGCGUUGAUGCUGGUAAAGAUAAGAGCUCUGUUUUUGGCGUCCCUAUACCACCUAGUUUGGCUUCCGACAGGGAAGCGAAUGUGCUCCCGGAAAAGCUGACACGGCUGAAUUUAGGUACCGGGGCGCCAUUACAGGAUGAGGCUGCUAGCAGUGUGCCGAAAACGUUUGUGUUCGGGAGUAGCGGAGCUGGGGAUUUUCCUGACAGUAUGCGCACUGCUUCCUCUAAUGCAGAUUCACGUGCUGCGAGUUCAGGUCAGGUUACUGAGGCAAAUGGUGCGCCUGGAAGUGGCCGUGCAGAUGGCACCAAGGAUGUUGCCCCUGGUGGUGUUAAUAUCAGUGCAUCUUCUGCUAAUCGUGGUACUGAUGAUGCAAGCGUGCUUCCGGAGAGGAUAACACAGCUGAAUAUAGGAGGUGGCAUGUUUCAGUACAUGAAAGAGGGUAGUCAUCAAACUCCCCAAGUGUUUGGCCUCGGGGGUGGCGGAACUACAGGCAUUCCUUUCGGCAACGUUUCAAGCAAGGGUUCCGAUAAGGCCAAUGCACAUUUCUCUUCUGCAAAUAGCAAUGCUUCUAGUUCUAGUGGUGCUGCCAAUUUGCCUUCGGAGUGGGCGUCUGCUUUGAAUAUAGGAGGUGGAGUUACGCGGAGCAUGAGAAGUGAUAAUGCAAAUUGCCCUCCAGAGGCAUUUGUAUUUGGAAGAAGUGGGAGCACAAACUCUGCUUCGGAACAUCCAGCUCAUGGUAAACUUGCAGAUAAGAUGACAAGUUUAAAUAUACAACAUAGAAUCCCACCUCAGAGCAUGAAAGAUGAAGGCUAUGUGACAAAUAACUUUGAUAUCGGAAGUGGCAGCAGUGCACCUGCUCGAUCUGAAGGGGCUGCAGGAAAACAUGCACUGCAAGAUGGAAUCAAGAAAUUGAACAUCAACAGGGAAGGACCAUCAGUUGGACGUGUUGAAGUAAAUGAUGCUUCCACUUUUGAAUUUUCAUUUGAGAGCAAAGCAGAAGCUACUCCAGGACAUGGUACCGUUCCUCAGCCUAAAUUUCAUGAGUCAUGCCUGUUUACUCCUUUGAAUCAUUCAUCUAGUUUCUCUACAUCUGCAAGUGAGAUGCCAUCUUUCAGUUCCAACCUUAUGAAUGCAGGAACAAGAACUGCUACUGGUGAAUCUAAUGCAGUCAAACAUGAUCCGGCUAGUUGCACCAGAGAGAGCUUAUUUGGUAUUGACUAUAUAAAAUCAGCUUAUAGAGACAAAAAGGAAGCUCAUAAGAGCUCAAGGAAGAAAAGACCAAGUAGGCUAAAACAACAUGCUCAACUCCAUCAAGUUCCGCAAGAAACAUGCACCGACAGACAAACCUCAGAUUUAACAGGUGACUAUUCACCAAUGGAUUGUUCUCCUUAUCAGGAAGCAGUUGAACAAGUGUCAAGAGAGGCAUCUGUGGGUUGUGAUCCGUCCAUUCACAUACUUGAUAGUAGCGUCUCAAAUCAGCAGACCAGUUGUGCUGAAGAUGAUCUAGUAUCUGCUACUGAGCACCUUGUUAUCGAGGCAGAGCUUCCAACAUGUCAAGAUGAAGGCAGAGAUCCCACCGUGGAUGCAUCUGAGAGUAAUAUAAGUGGGCAAACUUGCGAAGAGAACAGCUCCAGAACACCACAUGAGUCUUGUGAACCUGUUAAUACUCAAUCAAGCUCAGCAGAUUUGAGUGGGCUCAACUUCACCUUUGGUGCAUCAGUGUAUCCCGGAAGUUCUUCUUCGGCGCAAAAACGUACUUCAAAAAGAAAGUUAAGGACUAAGGGUAGUCAGGUGCUUAAGUCUUCAUCCACCCAAGCUUAUGUACAGCCAAAAAGCUCACAAGACACAAAGAUGCAGUUUUCCCCAGAAACAAGUGAGGCAAAAAAUUCAGUUAAAGAGCAGUUCAACAGAGAUGCAUCAAUUUUGGCAGGUUUGGAGACUUGUGAGACCUGGCGUACAAGUGGGAAUCAAGCCUAUGCAAAUGGUCACUUUGCCACUGCAGAGGGCUGUUAUACCCGUGGAAUAAAUUCUAUUUCCCAGUAUGGAACUUCUGGACGCUGUUCCCGUGCAUUGGCGAUGUGCUAUAGCAACCGUGCAGCCACUAGAAUGUCUCUGGGGAGAAUGGGAGAAGCUCUUCAAGAUUGCUCGAUUGCGACAUCAAUUGAUCCCACCUUUCUUAAGGCUAAAGUUCGUGCUGCAAAUUGCCAGCUAGCACUUGGAGAUCUUGAAGGCGCAUCAAGCAAUUACACAGCCUGUUUGAAAUCUAGUAACACUGCUGAUUUUGACAUCAAAAUGUCCGCUGAGGCUUCUAAUGGUCUGGAAAGAGUCAAGAGGGUGACAGAUUGGGUAUCCCAGUCCAGGGAACUUCUCAAGAAAGGAACAUUGCCUGAAGCAAAAACAGCUUUUGAAUUUAUCUCCAGUGCAUUGGAAAUAAGUUCACAUUCAGAUACCCUAAUGGAGAUGAAAGCAGAGGCACUGCUGACGCUACGAAGAUAUGAAGAAGUAAUCGAGCUAUGUCAGGAAACUGCAGAUUUGGCUGAAAGAAAUGCUGUUUUAAUUAAUUCCAAUGGAGAACCAAAUAGUUCAAAUGUAUCUGGAAAGGCAGAAUGCUCUGUAACACUUUGGCGGCCAUACCUCAUUUGCAAGUCUUACUUCCUUCUAGGCAAGCUUGAUGAGGCUCUUGACUUGCUAAAGAAGCAUGAGCUAGUGACACCUGAAGAGAGUGAUGGGAGCGCAUCUCGGAAAUGUUUCUCAUCAUUGUCUACAAGUAUAAGGCAACUUCUUUCCUUCAAGGCUGCGGGGAAUGAAUCAUUUCAAGCUCGCCGAUAUUCGGAAGCUGUGGAACAGUAUUCAUCGGCUCUGGCAUGCAAUAGUGAAUCACGGCCCUUUUCAGCUGUCUGUUUUUGCAACCGUGCAGCUGCAUAUCAAGCACUUGGUCAACUUACUGAUGCAAUCGCAGAUUGUUCACUAGCCAUGGUUCUUGAUGCAAAUUAUCCUAAGGCAAUUUCUAGGCGAGCCACAUUAUACGAGAUGAUAAGGGAUUAUGGGCAAUCUGCUAAUGAUUUAAGGAAGCUAAUCUCACUUCUUCAAAAGCAAGCCAAUAAGCCUGGAGCAUCACCAAAAGUUGUGAACAAGCAUAGUGACCUGAAGCAGGCGCGAGCCCGACUUCUGUCUGUGGAGGAUGAAGCAAGAAAAGAUACUCCCUUGAAUUUUUAUUUGAUCCUGGGGGUUGAACCAUCCUGCUCUCCACCGGAUAUUAAGAAGGCAUACCGAAAAGCUGCAUUGAGACAUCACCCGGACAAGGCCACUCAACUGCUAGUCAGAAAUGAGAAUACUGAUGAUGGGUUUUGGAGGGAUAUCGCCAAGGAGGUUUAUUCGGAUGCUGAUCAUCUGUUCAAAACAAUUGGAGAGGCAUAUAAUAUUCUUUCAGAUCCCGGCAAGCGUGAAGAGUAUGAUAUUGAAGAGAAUCUAAGAAAUGCUGCCAGGAGAGCUUUUAAGGGGAGGAAUACACCAAGGUCACCUGAACAGCACUAUAGGAAACAAUAUGACAGGGGUUUUAGCCCUCGUCAGUGGCAAUCUGCGGGGCAGUCAAACAAUGGUGCAACCCGGUCACGUUGGUCUGGAUACGAAUACACUGAUGACUACUGGUAAAAAUUUUCGGUAGAUGCUUGUGGUUUGAUCUUAGCGUGGAAUCUGCAGCAUCGGCUGCAAUGAGCAAGGCGGACCUCCUUGCACCAAGGUGUGUGGCCUUUGUCCUCCUGGAGUUGUUAGAUGCCACUGCUAACCUGCCAUCCUCCCUCCUUGGCAGCUAGAGGAUGCAUUGCAGCUUCGCUGCCUGUCUGCUAAAUUCCGUUCUUUGGAAGAGGAUGGAAAAUUGUGGUUUGGAUGGUCGGCGUGAUGGUUUGGUGGUUGAAUUCUUGAACAGCAUGGAAUACUUGGUUGACAUUGUCAGUCUGCACCACCAUGAAAGAUUAACAUCAGAGGGAGAGUUUUGGCUUGCCCCAUAGGCAAACACAUUGCUUGUUCAUGCACAUAGGGAUACACAAAUUAUUUUUGGUGGGCAGAUAUCAAGAGUUUUGUUCUAUUUAUGAAUGCUUCAGAUAUUGUGCCUACCUGAAGGAGAAACAAUGUUGUUCUGUAGAAGUAUGGUAUUGUUCAUGUCUGUAAUUCCUAGUUAGGUGGAAUUACGAAGACAUUUGCUGAAGGAACCAAAUUUGCCUUCGCUGGUAUUUCUUUAAAUGACAUGUAGCCAAUUUUCUGCAAAGAUACAAGUGCAGAGUGAAAAUUUGACAGUGUAUGCGGGCCAACAAUGUUUGGCUGUACAUUUUAGAAUGAGUAAAAUGCAUCCACUAUCACUGAAACAUGUUUGACCUA
Lolium rigidum is the source of this 4509-nucleotide messenger RNA. RefSeq lists its product as uncharacterized. The record is from RefSeq and is a predicted model, not a curated record. The transcript has 11 exons. Bases 97 to 3786 code for a protein of 1229 amino acids. Gene Ontology annotation, molecular function: protein binding. Lineage: Eukaryota; Viridiplantae; Streptophyta; Magnoliopsida; Poales; Poaceae.